Molecule: messenger RNA, 12176 nt
Organism: Pygoscelis adeliae (Adelie penguin)
Lineage: Eukaryota; Metazoa; Chordata; Aves; Sphenisciformes; Spheniscidae
Gene: RC3H1
Product: ring finger and CCCH-type domains 1
Exons: 20
Coding region: 201-3590 (1129 amino acids)
Molecular function (GO): metal ion binding
Source: RefSeq, a predicted model, not a curated record
UUCAAUCUAUUGCAAAUACUAUUCUGGGCUUAUUGUAUUAGUGUUCAUGGAGCUCCCUGAGUGGAGGUUAUGUUUCACACUAUGUGCUGACUGUCUGUACUUACAGAAGAUAUUUAAAAAUAAACAGACUUUUUCAAAGAUUUUGAUUCCAGUGGAAUCUGCGCUUUAGAUUUUUGUCCUGUCAAUUAACUCCUGAAGCAAUGCCUGUACAAGCUCCACAAUGGACGGAUUUUCUCUCCUGCCCGAUUUGCACACAGACUUUCGACGAAACAAUCCGGAAGCCCAUCAGCUUGGGUUGUGGCCACACUGUCUGCAAGAUGUGCCUCAACAAGCUCCACCGUAAGGCAUGCCCUUUUGACCAGACCACUAUCAAUACAGACAUUGAACUCCUUCCUGUGAACUCAGCCUUGCUGCAACUAGUGGGUGCUCAGGUUCCUGAGCAGCAACCAAUUACUUUAUGUAGCGGAGCUGAAGAUACCAAGCAUUAUGAGGAGGGCAAGAAAUGUGUGGAAGAAUUAGCAUUGUACCUCAAACCACUCAGCAGUGCGAGAGGUGUGGGUCUUAACAGUACUACUCAGAGCGUGCUAAGUCGUCCCAUGCAAAGGAAACUUGUGACAUUAGUUCACUGCCAGCUAGUGGAGGAAGAAGGGCGGAUCAGAGCCAUGCGUGCAGCGCGGUCGCUUGGUGAAAGAACAGUCACAGAACUCAUUCUUCAGCAUCAAAAUCCUCAGCAGCUCUCUUCCAACCUCUGGGCUGCAGUGAGAGCCAGAGGGUGCCAGUUCCUUGGACCAGCAAUGCAAGAGGAGGCUUUAAAGCUGGUUCUACUGGCUCUGGAAGAUGGAUCUGCAUUGUCACGAAAAGUCUUGGUUCUCUUUGUGGUUCAGAGGCUGGAGCCGCGAUUUCCUCAGGCUUCUAAAACUAGCAUUGGGCAUGUUGUCCAGCUUCUUUACAGAGCCUCGUGCUUCAAGGUGACAAAGCGAGAUGAGGAUUCCUCCCUGAUGCAACUGAAGGAGGAAUUUCGGACUUAUGAAGCUCUGAGAAGGGAACAUGACUCCCAGAUAGUUCAAAUUGCUAUGGAAGCAGGUUUACGCAUUGCACCAGAUCAGUGGUCCUCACUGUUAUACGGAGACCAAUCUCACAAAUCCCACAUGCAGUCUAUCAUUGACAAGUUGCAGACCCCAGCCUCAUUUGCACAGAGUGUUCAGGAAUUAACUAUUGCUCUUCAGAGGACUGGAGAUCCAGCUAACCUGAAUCGUCUUCGACCUCACCUAGAGCUCCUGGCAAAUAUUGAUCCCAGUCCAGAUGCUCCACCUCCGACAUGGGAACAACUGGAAAAUGGACUAGUUGCUGUGAGGACUGUGGUUCAUGGCUUAGUUGAUUAUAUCCAGAAUCACAGCAAGAAAGGAACAGAUCAGCAACAGCCUCCUCAGCACAGCAAGUACAAGACAUACAUGUGCCGAGACAUGAAACAGAGAGGAGGAUGCCCCCGAGGGGCCAGCUGCACCUUUGCACAUUCACAGGAGGAACUAGAAAAAUUCCGUAAAAUGAACAAGCGUCUGGUUCCCAGAAGACCCCUGAGUGCCUCCCUGGGCCAGCUAAAUGAGGUGGGCCUGCCUUCAGGAGCUAUCCUCUCAGAGGAAGGGGGAGUGGACUUGCCCAAUAGGAAAACUUCUGCUCUGCCAAAUGGAAUUGUGUCAACAGGCAGCACGGUGACGCAACUUAUUUCUCGAGGGACUGACUCCGGUUACGAAACUGCUCUGAAGCCAGGGAAGAUGGACCAUCUGAGUAGCAGUGCCCCUGGAUCCCCUCCUGACUUGCUUGAAUCUGUCCCCAAGAGCUCUAUUUCUGCCUUACCAGUGAACCCUCAUCCUGUGCCUGCUCGGGCACCAACAGAUCUGCCUUCAGUGUCCGUCACCAAGCAGUUGCAAAUGGUACCACGAGGGUCUCAGUUGUAUAAUACUCAGCAAGCAGAUAUGUUUUAUCAAGACCCUAGAGGCGCUGCGCCACCAUUUGAGCCAGCACCCUACCAACAAGGAGUUUACUAUCCCACUCAGUCCAUGUCUCGCUUUGUCCGACCGCCUCCAUCAGCUCCUGAACCUGGUCCACCUUAUUUAGACCAUUACCCACCCUACCUUCAGGAUCGUGUGGUGAGCCCACAGUACACGCAGCCGCAGCAGUAUCCUCCUAUGGGACAACCCAUAUACCCACCACACUACGACAGCCGUCGCGUAUAUCCCCCUGUCCAGCCAUAUCAGCGAGAGGAGAUUGUCCGAGGAAGCCCUGUACCCAUUGAAAUUCCACAAGCAGCUGUACCUUCCUACGUACCUGAAUCCAGAGACAGAUACCAGCAAACAGAGGGUUACUGCCCAGUGGCUCCACAUCUCAAUCAGAUCAGACCUUCAUGCCACAGGCCACAUCCCAGCCUGGACGAACUUCACCGACGAAGGAAAGAGAUCAUGGCCCAGCUAGAAGAGAGGAAGGUGAUUUCUCCACCUCCUUUUGCACCAUCACCAACCUUGCCUCAUCCUUUUCAUUCAGAGGAGAUUUUUGUGUUUGUACAGUACUUGGAUGAAGACCUGAAGGUAGCUGGGAAAUACAAAGGAAAUGACUAUAGCCAGUACUCUCCCUGGUCCUGUGACACCAUCGGCUCCUACAUUGGAACCAAAGAUGCAAAACCCAAAGAUGUUGUGGCAGCAAGGAGUGUGGAGAUGGUGAACGUAGAUAGUAAAGCCAUGCGUGACCAGCGAUUAGACAUGCAGCGAAGAGCAGCAGAGACUGGUGAUGAUGACCUCAUUCCAUUUGGAGACCGACCAACUGUGUCAAGAUUUGGGGCUAUCUCUCGUACUUCCAAAGCGAUGUACCAGAAUUCUGGUCCCAUGCAGGCCAUGGCAGUUCAGGGAGCUACCACCAAAUCAAUCAUUUCAGACUACAAUCCUUAUGGAACUCACGGUGGCUGGGGAGGCUCUCCAUAUUCUCCUCAUCAAAAUAUACCUUCUCAGGGACGUUUCAAUGACAGGGAGAGACUGUCCAUGUCAGAUGUGGCUGGUCAUGGGAAACAGUUGCCCUCAGCAGAGCGAGAGCAGCAGCUACGCAUGGAGCUGCAGCAAGUAGACCAUCAGAUUAGCCAGCAGACACAAAUGCGAGGACUAGAGGCUGUUAGUAACAGGCUGCUGUUGCAGAGGGAGGCGACUACCUUGGCAGGCCAACCACAGCCCCCACCCCCACCUCCCAAGUGGCCUGGGAUGAUCUCAAGUGAACAGCUGAGCUUGGAGCUACACCAGGUGGAAAGGGAAAUUGGGAAGAGAACCCGUGAGCUGAGCAUGGAGAGCCAGUCUUCACUGGAUAUUAAAAACAAACUGGGCACCACUAAACAGACAGAAAAUGGACAAUUAGAACCACAAAGCAAGGUUCCAGCUGAGGACCUCGCACUGACAUUCAGCGAUGUUCCGAACGGAUCAGCCUUGACACAAGAGAACAUUGGCCUCCUGUCAAACAAGACAGCAUCUCUCAGCCUGUCAGAGGACCCAGAGGGAGGAGGAGACAACCACGACUCCCAGAGAGCGGGAGUUACACCCACGUCUGCUCCAUGAAGUGAGGCCAGCAUACCCCAGAGUUUCUUUUGCUGGGGUGUUGGUAGCUUCCAUCACGUUUUUUUCCAGGGGUGAUUGGAGAAACCCAGGAGCAACAGCAGUAGCAGAGCAGCAGGUCCAGAGGCAAUGUGCACAAACACAACUACUAGAAACAAAUCCUGCACAUAGUUCACAUUAACGCAUUUUUUAAUUAAAAAAAUGAAAAUUAGCAGUAUCUGCAAGCGAUUCAAAUUAAAUUUGUUUUUGUUCUGUGAAUGAACUUUAUUUUAAUAACUUUGGACGCCUUGGAUCCCAGGGCUUAAAAAAAAAAAGAUAUUAUAUAUAUACUCUGUUUGAUUAAUUGUAUGAUCUUAAUGAAGUAGGUUUUUUCUUUUAUUUUGGUAUUAUUACAUACCCAGUGCAUAAUUCCUUAUCACCUUAAUUUCUCAAUGACUAAAACAACCUGGCCGCUUCCUUGUAUGGUUUAAGGGUAAACAAGGAAUGAGGGUUGCAGAGUAGCUGUGAAUUGCAGUGUCAAAAGAUGUGCAGCAAACUUCAUUCUUAAAACAGUUCCCCCCACUGUGGCUAGGAACUGAACCCUAGCUUGUGCGAGACUGCUUAAAUUAUUUAAGUUUAAACUACAAGUGACAGAGUCUUUGCCAUGUAACAGGUGCAGUCCUUCGUGUAUGUCCCAGCACAGCAUGUGUAAUUAAAGAGGAUAACAAAAUAAGUGUCCAACAUGCAUUAUUUUAUUUGAAGGUUGCUGGCCUUUUAUUUUCUGUUGGGACUAAAGAGGUCAGCAGAAUGCAGACCAGUCUACUACAGCAUGGGUAUUUCUGAAGCUGGUUAGCUGAGGCUUGUGGUAGAGAGGCUUAACUAACCAGUGAAGGUUGUGCAGCCAUGACCAAGGCUAGAAACAUGAAGUAGAGUGAACAUAAGGUUACGCAGUUGCUAGAAGGAUGUUAACUGCCCAUGAGCUGGUGAACCAUGUUAGUUCAUCCAGUGUUUGCUGGGGUGUUUUUUUCCCCCUUCUCACUGCCUUUAAAACAAGCUUACCCAAAGUCCAUACAAUUAAUUUGAUGCAGAGGGACUUACUGAACUCUCUGCCUUUUGAAACAGGUCUUUCAUGUAUGCCUCCUUCUCAGCAACUCUUGCCUUUGUUUUUUCUUCAUUGUUAUUUUAUUAUUAUCAUUAAAAACAUAACAAUUUCCUCUAUAACUUGAUUUUUUUCCUUUCUUUUGUUCAGUGAUACAACAGUUAUUCAAUUGUAAUACUGUUGUGAGGGCCUUUUACUGAAGGAGACCAACAUCUUUGAUGGCAAUCAAGAUGAUGGCUAUCUUUAAAAAAGAGGGGAACAUUUAUUUCUUUUUUAAAUUUGACAUUGUUUAAAGUCUGUGUGUAUUAGAAUUUGACACCUGAGAAUCAAUCUGCAGCUUGUCUGCCACUGCUGCAGUGAAUCCUUCCUAGAUUCCCCUUUCACAGGGGAAAAGUUGCAUCAAAAUGACCAUUUAAGGUACAGCACAGAUCCUGUCAGAAGUAGUUGAAGUAGUGAAAAGCAAAUUUUGCUGGAUAGAUCUAGUGUGCUACUUCUCCAAGUAGAUGCUUUGUAAACGUAAGGUGGAGAAAUGGUAAGCCUUUCUAGGUGUUUUAUUUAAAAGUUAAAGAAAUGAAAGAUUUUGCUCUUGCUGCACAUUUUUUGACUCUUUCGACAUGCACUGGUGUGAGACCCUGUAUACAAAGAACUCUGUGGAGAAUGACUUUAAAGUGCUGCUCCCUCUGCACCUUCUUGGCCUGUUCUCAUUUUUUCUUUCUGGGUUAGACUACUAAAUUGGAAAGCACUGGUUAUGUAAUAAAUUACUGCAUUGCUUUGGUUGGGUAAAGCAAGAGUUAAUAAUUUUUUUUGGUUUUUAGUUUUUUCCUUAACCUUAACUCCUGCUGAGGUCAUAGCAACCUUGGGCUAAGCUUUGCAUUCAUCAUACUGUUAAAUAAAACAAAAUGGGGGGUGGGAGGGGAUACAGUCCCACUAUUGCCUACCAGUAGGAGAGUCCAAACAGAAGACUCUUUUGAGUAGCAAUUAUUUAAUUUGCCCAGUCAAGGCACCGCGUUUAUAUACUAUUUCACAUUGAAUUUGAUUAUGCCCUACAGACCUGGCUGGUCAAGGAUUUGAUACACAUAUUGGCUUGGGAUUCGAGCUUUCUUUUUUAUUUAAAUAAAAAUUUAUAUAUAAAUAUAUAUAUACAUAUAUACAUAGUUAUAUCUGUAUAUAUAUUGGGUAUGUUUUAAGAAUUUUUUCGCAUGAGCGCAGCUGUUGUGAUCAAAUGUCUGGGAGGUAGAAACACUGAAUGAAAAUAAAGGCAUUUUUCAGCACACACGCCCACACUUUCCAUACGUCUUCACACGGGUUUAUUUCGCUCUUAGUUGAACUUUGGCCUCUUAAUUGCCAAGAGUAGUUUUGAAGCUUGCUUUUUUUUCUAACCCCUCUUUUGGCAAAGAAUCAUCGCAGUAAAAUAGCUUCAUCUACACCUUGCCCCCAUCCAUCCUUAUCUCCUACUUGAGACCUAGCAUUACAGCUGCUCCCCUUCAAGCUGAGCAGAGCUAGGCUGAUGCAGUUUUGAGCCCGUCAGGUCUGUUCCUCCCUUCUGUGCUCUGGGCAUGACCAUGAUUAAUGUGUUCCCCUGGCAGCCUGCUCACAAGUCAACUGAUAUGGGCACCGUACCCUGUUCUCCCAUGCUUAAGUGCAGAGCACCACCAUCAGGUCAGCCUUCUCAUUGUAGUUUUUAAUUAGUUUACUUCUUCCUGCUGUGUCUUUAUUAACACAGGGAGCUCAUUUUAGUUGAGAUAAUAGUGCAAUAUUCUAAUCUAGGAGGACAAGCCCAGAAUGUACCUUUUUUGAUUGCAGUAAUUCUUGAUGUAAAAUGAAUUUUCAAAGACGGUUAUGAUAUGUUUGAAUCUACAGAGUCAUUUUCAACACUAGGAAGAAAAUCUGGAGGGGCAAAAAACUUUUUGCCUUUUAUUACUUGUGCCAGCUAGUUUCCUUGCCAAGUUAGGGAUUAAUUUUUUCUCCACUUUUGCUCCCGGGAGGAAUUCUGCAGUAAGAGCUGUUCAGAUUGCUGGCCUCCAUAUGGUGAAUGCUUCCAAAACCUGUGGAUUAGAAGGAAGACCUUACUCUUGUUUUUUCUCCUUUAUCCAGCUCUCCGUGCUGUACUUUGUGCAUAGUGUCCUUGUUGUGGUCAGUGUGUCCAGGUGAAUGCCCUGUUUGCCCAAUAUUAUAUUUUGGCUUGUUAAAUAGUUUGUUUAAUAUUUACCAACAGUAUUGAUUUUUGGCUUUGUUUUUUCCCUUCCUCCUCUUGUCCUUUUUCUGCUUUUGCAGAAGUUUAGUUGAUAAAACAAGUCAAACAGCAAAAUGCAGUGCAUGCUUUUAAUUCUUUCUGGAAGCGGCACCUAAAAUUUUCCCUUUUUGUGGAAAAGCAUGCUAGUAGAACUGGGAGGACAGAUAGCUCUACAUAUAACAGAAGCAUUGAUGGUUACAGCAAAUAACUAGGGAAUGAAAAUGUCUGGAGUAACUCUGUAUACUGCUACGUUCAUUUCUAUAGCCCAUCAUUGUCCCAGUUGUACAGGAAUGCUGUCCACCUCAGUGAAAUUGGUCUCAGCUAGAAAGUGGUUUAGUUCCUUCUACUUGGGCAAGAAGAAGCAGUAUUACAAUGGUGUUAGGACACUACUGCAUCAUUUGGUAGGUAGGUUAGAUUUUCUACUGCAGUAGACAACUUUGAACACUCAUUGAUUACCUGAGUUUCAGCCCCAGCAUGGAGAAACUCCCCAGAAUAGGAAGCUUCAAGUGUUAGGUUAAGUUUUGGUAUGUCAAACAGUGAUUCAGUCAGUGUAGGAAUGUUGUUUCUUUAUUCUGUAGUGUUAUUUUCCUCCUCCUUCUGUCAACAUCUCUUCUUCCUUUCCUGUGACUUAGCUCUCUUUUCUUAAUAGGAUAAACUUACACUUUUUCUUCUGCCCCUCUUGCAUACUAUCGUAUCCUGUCCCAUUUUAGAGUAGGACUUUUUUAUUCAGAUCAGAGUACCUUUCAAACUUGCAGCACUGUUAUCCCCUUUCUUCUCAAGUUCUUCUCUGUCUAGUUUCCUCUGAGCCUUACUCUCUCCCUUUUGUCCAUACCUUCCUUCCUUUCCUUCUGUGGCUUCCCUGUUCACCCUCCCUGAUUGUGUAACAGUGACAGCUUGCUGCCUCAAAACAGAGCAUUCAAAUGAAUUCGCUUAGCCAAUAACUUCUGUGAAGUUGCCUUUUCUAAUGGUGUUAUUACUCAGUGAUGCACAAAUGUGAUAUUGCCCCUACUGGUAGGCAAACGGGGGAUCUGUAUAAACAUGGUAAACUGCUGUUUUUCUUUAAAGGAGAGCCAAAGACUUGUGCUUUACACUUUUUUUUUUUCCUGGUGUAGCCAUUUUGAUUGUCAAAUCUUUGUAGGGUUUUGUGAGUUGACUGUAUUAUCCUAAUAACAAUUUACAAAAGUUAAUGAUUGUCAAGCCUUCUCCAUAUGUUGAAUUGUGGAAAAUCAUUCCAUUUAGUCAUACAAUUUGCAAUGUACUGAGAUGUAUCUGGGGUAUUCUGACAUGUUUCCAGUCUCUCAUGUGCUCUCUCAGAUGAAGGAAUGGCUCAUUUAGAGAGGGAGAAGGAACAUAGAAAUUUUAUAUAAUCAAAGAAGCCUUGUCUUUAAGUGUUUAAGUCUAAAUUGAAUACUAAUUUAAAAUUUAAUUCAGUUACAGUAAAAGAUAAAUCUGUGUUGCAAAUGUGACUGACUUUUAAGCCCAUUGGAACUGAAAAGUCUUGUCAAACUGUAGCAUUACAUUAAAUUAGAUGUGGAAGAAGCAAACUUGUAUGAUGAUAUUGUCUCUUGACAGCACAAAUUGAGUAAGGUGGGGCAAAUUCUUUAUUAGAAAGGACUAAGAGUGAGGCUUUUCAUUGAUAAUACAAGAAAGCCACUUGCAUUUCCCUUCCUUGAUCUAAAACUCUUGCAGACUGUUACGAAGGCUUUCAGGUUCAGAGAGAAAUUUAUAAGUUAGAGUAGCAUAAACCCUCAUUUCCAUUGCCAUUUCCAUUUAUAAAUCGGACUAUAGCGAAGCAGACUUACAGGAUAGUUGUCUGAAGAACCCGAAUAUAAAGUAUCUUCGGUUGACUAAGCUAUUUCAGACCCCCUUUCGUGGUCCAAGAAAUUCAGUGCUAAUAAUCAGGAGGCUCAAGAGCAGGAGUGCCAUCUCAUCUUCUUUGUUAUAAAAUGGGGGGGGGGAACAUAUAAGCAGUGUGCAAGUUUUCUGCUUGUCUGUGUGUGUAUGAAGAAGUUUUUGUAGUCCUAGAAUAGCUAGAAGGAACACAAAGCAGGACUGGGGCAUGACGUUACCUUCAUAUUCAAAUUUUGUCAUCGUUCACUUUCCAAAACACACACUUCCUAUUUGCAUCUUAUAAUGUUGGUAGCACUGAUUUAAAAACAACCAAAAAAAAGUCAGCGUGUCAGCAACUUAAUUUUUUGUAUCGCAAUAAAUCAGUUCCCCUGGAUGAAAAAAAGGCAGCAAAAGUUCUUGAGUUGUCUAAAUGGCAAUUUAGACAUGAACUGGAAAAACAUCUGCCUUGCUUGAGUAAAUGUAAACUCUGAAUUUAUGAGGAAAGUGAAACAGCUUUUCUGAGCCACCUUUUAGGUAUAGCCUUGGUGCUAACAGUUGGGUGGUUGUUACUUGUGGUACACCAGCAUACAGAUUAUGUAGCGCAAAUUGAUGUAUUCUCAGAUGAAAUAUAAUCUGAAAUGUCAAAAACUUCAUUUGGGGAUUCUCUUUUUCAUACUCAACUGUUAUCAACUGCAUUAUUUUCUGUUGAAAUGUCGAGGGGGUGAAAGAGGCUAGAGUAAGUUAGUUCAAGUCAUGCAAUAUCAGUAAGCGAUUUUGGGGAAUGUUAUCCCAGCACAGUGUCCUUACACAGUUAACAAGCGGUCUUUAUUGUGUAGGAAGAAGAAUGUAACUGCUUAGUGUUGUCAUAGUCUUUGAGGCACUUCUUGUGAUGCAGGUAGAGCCUUGAUUAGCAGGAAAAGGAGAACAAACUUAAUAUUGAUUUUCUUUAUAACUUUAUUUCCCCAUGGCAAGUGUAAUAUCAUGCCGUGGAAACUCUUUGAACACUAUGGUAAGCAAAGAGGGUGCAGCUUUUUCUGAAAUUUCCCAAUAAAAAAAAGCAUGUGGGAAUGUGGAUUUGUCUGCAUUGGGAACAUCCCGGUCAUUUGAACCUUAAAAUAUGUGACCAUAAUAAUCAAAACUGAAUGCCUAUAGCUUAGUAACCUAAAUAAUUAACUGAUCUUUCCCAGGCAAUCUUUGCAAUUCCAGUGAGUUUGUGAAUGAUUUUAGUGCAAAUUGCCAGGUGUUCAGCAUUUAGGAAAGUCUAGGUGCCUAGCUUCAUCCAGCAAGGCAGGUGUCUUUGGAUAUACAGGCUGGAUGUUUUCAUAUUCCAGGAAACAACUGAUUCUAAGAUUUGAAAGUUUUAGGAAAACACAAGUAUUUACUUCAAUUUGAAAAAUACAGUUUUGGGAAAGAUGGAGGCAACAGGUGGUGCAGUGCCUCUGAAAAUAAAAAGCAUUAGAGAUGAUGGAAUUACAUACGAAAUGUAUAUGGGGAAAAUAUAUCUGUAAGCAAAAAAGAAAAUCUUGUGGAGUAUUUGAUGUUUAAGAAAUUAUUUGCUUCUUUGUAAUGUUAAAAAGAUUUAUAAAUCGCUCUGUGGCAGACAGUACUCACAAGUCUUUGGCAUCCAAACCAGAUUGUGUAUUGGAUGAAUCCCACAACUGGAUGUGUGCACUGAUCUCUUUAUUUCUAGCUUUUUAAAAAGAAACUUGGUAGCAGCAUUUUAUAAAUGUAUAAAGCAACCUGAGACAGAAGAGAAGAAACCCUGUUCACGUCACAGCUGCUGCACAGUUUACUAUUGGUACCUUUAAUCGGCAGCCUCUCCUAAGUGAAGCUGCUCUAACAUGGGCAAAUCUUCAAAUCAUUAAAUGACUUUCAGUUUUUUCUAAUUUUAAGGAGUUCCCAUUACCCCUUUGGCCUCUGCUUGCUGUGUAAGCAGCCUCUAUGCUAAGAGGAGCUUUCCUUGAAGUCAGCUUAGCAACUGUGCUGUAGCUUGAUUAUUUUUCCCUAUUUUCUAUAACUGGUCGCAUAGUGUCAAGCUCUUUCCCCGUUGUAUUUGUUGCUAUGGGGAGGAAGAGGUGAGGUAAGGCAUGCGUGGGAGGAGGGAGGAAGAGUUGUGGGAUCUUCUAUAUGACAGCUCCUACCCCCUCUUUGAAAUGAUCCACUUCCAGUUGUGGGAUUUCUCUACAGAUUACUUUUUCCCUGUUUUUUGUAAGCCUAGUUUUCUUUGAUCUUGUUAGUUCCGUACAAGUCUCCCCGAGACAUUCUGCAGUCAUUAUCACCUUUUUGGGUGGAGUUUAUUUUAUUUUUUGGUUUGUUUGGUUUUUUAAAUACUUUUUAACAUUGGUGCGUAUAUGCUUGGGAUAGAGCUCAUGUAAUUUUCCAAUCGUAUUGAUUGUAUGUGAUUGUGCCCUGCAGAGGUAUAUUUAACAAAAAAAUAAAAAGGAUAGCCUAGGUAAUAAAGGAGACCAUGAGAUUUGUUGAGUCAGGUUAUGAACUGUUUCUUGAAUUUAUUUAGGAUCCUGGAUAAGUGAAAUUACCUGUCUGCUGUUCUCAUAAAUCAAUGCUAACAAAAUGUCAUGAAUUCUCGCUUUCUGUUUGAACUGGUCCUUUUCUUGCUUUUCUUCUCCUUCUGCUGUUUUCUUCCUUUCCUGCUUCUCUUCCCCAUCAAAAAAAAGUCUUGAGCCUUUAUGGGAAUGGCUAACUGGGUUGGUAUUGUGAAUAUUUAUUGUUUGUAACUAUCAAAACAUUUUUAAUAGGAGUAGAGAUUAAGUAGAAUGUAUGAGAAGAAUUCCGUAAACGGAAUUCUUUGCAAGUUCAGGGGAAUUUUGAAGUCUUGUACAUAUAGGCCUGGUCACGGGGGAGGUAUUCAGAGGCACACAAGGCACUGAGAUCGCUUUCUUUGAAAGGUUAGAUGUUUUACUACCUUUUGGAAAAACUCUGAGAUGACAAAAGGAGUAGAAGAAAGGUUCGCUAUAUCCAACUCCCUGUGUCUUUACUCCUGCAACAUACUUUUUAAACUUGAAAGAAAAGCCUUCUAGAUAUUAUGCUGAAGUGGGAUGGAAUGGACUGAAGGAGGCAAGAGGAUCCAGAGAUCUGAAAGUCAGUGUUUGUCUCCUUUAUUUCUUUUUUAGAACUAUAGAGCCAACAGUGUCACUUUUGUAUUAAAGAACAAGGAAGUGGAGACCUGUUGUGUGUGCAUGGUGGUUGUCUAGAAAAAGCCAUAUGUUGAAAUGCUAUUUCUUCUUCCCUCUUCACCUCGCUUUUCUCCCUCUUAAAGCUGGCUCAGCCUCACCUUGCUGCCACAUAGUGUCUAAGGGUCCUUUGAGUUACAGAUUCAACAAAAAAAAUAGAGUGGAAAGGUGGCAAUUCACUACUUCAUUUGUAAAUAGAUGGAAGUGUCUACAAGGUCUUACCUGCUUUUCUGUCAGCAUUUGUAUUAAAUGAUAAA